AUGAACCACGACGGCCACGCCGCGCCCGCGCCCGCGCCCGCGCCCGCCCCCAUGGCCAUGGUCUUCCAGACGGACCGCUCGACGCCGCUGUACGCAAGCUCGUGGACGCCCGCCAGCCCCGGCGCCUACGCCGCGACGUGCGUCUUCCUCGUCGGCCUCGCCUUCUCCGCGCGCCUGCUGCUGGCCGCCCGCGCCGUCCAGGAGGCGCGCUGGCUCGACCGCGACCUGGGCCGCCGCUACGUCGUCGCCAGGGGCGCCGCGCCGCCGGCCGAGCGCAUCGCCGCCGACUGCGGCGCCAAGCAGAUGAUGCUGCUGUCGGCCAACGGGCUCGAGGAGACGGUGGUCGUGGUGGCCCGCGGCGGCGGCGGGCGCGCGAGGCCGUGGCGCUUCAGCGUCGACCCGUGGCGCGCCGCCAUGGACACGGCCCUUGCGGGAGCCGGCUACCUGCUGAUGCUGGCCGUCAUGACCAUGAACGUCGGCUACUUCAUGUCGGUGCUCGCCGGCGUCUUUGCCGGCAGCCUCGCCGUCGGCCGCUACAGCGUCAGCGUCGGCGACCACUGA
Ustilaginoidea virens is the source of this 561-nucleotide messenger RNA. RefSeq lists its product as uncharacterized. The coding region runs from base 1 to 561 and encodes 186 amino acids. Gene Ontology annotation, cellular component: plasma membrane. Gene Ontology annotation, molecular function: copper ion transmembrane transporter activity. The record is from RefSeq and is a predicted model, not a curated record. The transcript is spliced from 2 exons. Gene Ontology annotation, biological process: copper ion transmembrane transport; intracellular copper ion homeostasis. NCBI's taxonomy places the organism in Eukaryota, Fungi, Ascomycota, Sordariomycetes, Hypocreales, Clavicipitaceae.